Molecule: messenger RNA, 1483 nt
Organism: Harmonia axyridis
Lineage: Eukaryota; Metazoa; Arthropoda; Insecta; Coleoptera; Coccinellidae
Exons: 3
Coding region: 908-1438 (176 amino acids)
Source: RefSeq, a predicted model, not a curated record
UUUCGUGGUUCUGUGAGUUGGUAAGCAGAUUAUUUCUUUAUGUCUGGUAUCAUACUUGUGAUAUUCAGAGCACUUUUUUAAGCUAUGUAUAUUCUUACGUAUGAACAGCAAGGAAUUAAAUAUAUAAAUACAAGGAAAACAAAGUAUUCGAUUCUUGAUAAAUGAUGGUCUACAAGACUCCCGGGGUUUUAAGCCGAACAUCAACCUAAUGAUUCUCUUCUGAGAAACAAAAACCUCACUCUUACUAGGAGAUUCUCCCCAUAGAAUGGUGUUAUAAUUCAUAUGGGAGUAGGCUAGUGAAUAAUAUACUCCUAUCAGUGAUUCCAAAGGCAAAAUAUUUUUUAGUCGCCUCAAUGCAAAAAAUGCACUGCUCAAUCUAGUGCAGACAUAAGCGCAGUGAGUUCGCCAGUUGAGCGUGUUAUCAAUUCGCAAUCCCAAAAAUUGUACACAGUCAGAGGACUUCAAGUCUCCAUAAGGGAGUCUCAAAGUGAGUUCGUUACUGUAGUUCCGAGUCUGAAAAUACAGUAGGCCCGUUUUUUCAAUGUUGAGAAUGAGUAAAUUUUUUUUGCACCAUUCCGAGAAAUAUUGGACGAGCAUCCCGCAUCUCACACGCAAUUCCGCAAGGCCAGGGGCAGCAAUAAGAAACGAUGUAUCAUCUGCAAACUGCAGGAUCCGAAUACCCGAGAUUAAGUUUUGGAAUUUUUCUUUCAAGUAACUUUGGAUAUCAUUCACGAAUAAUAUAAAUACCAAAGGACCCAGAAUAGAUCCCUGAGGUACACCCAUUUCAACAGGGUAUUUAUCGGAAUUUAUUUCUCCUAUACGAACAAACAUCUUACGAUCUGUUAAAUAACUUCGAACCCAUUCAAGGAAAAUCCCUCUGAAUCCGAGACUAUACAGCUUGUCCAAGAUGAAUUCAAUAUUUAAGGUAUCGAAUGCACGAGAUUCAUCAAAAAACAUUCCCGCCACCGAAACGCCAUUAUCCAGAGAGUCGUAUACGAACUUCACAAAAUCGCAUGCCGCUGUUCCAGUAGACCUGCCAACUCUAAACCCGUGUUGGCAGUUCGUUAUGAUAGAAAAUUUGUCAAGGAAAUUCAUAAUUCUGUCAAAAACUAAUCUCUCGAUAAUCUUUGACAAGGUACUCAACAAUGAUAUCGGACGUUUUGAGCACCGAUGGAAAUUCGCCGGAGGUGACCGAGAGAUUGACCAAGCUCUUUAUUACUCUCAAGACCUCUUCAGGCAUGACCGGGAAGAAGAAAAAAUUAAUGUCGGCCAACCUCUCGGUUGUACAGGAGGUAGAAUUGUAUGCACCAUAGUGCUCAUAUACACUUCUUUUGCCAAUGGUAGAAAAAUAUCUGGCAAACGCUUCAGCUACUUCACCGCAGUCAGAAACAACGUUACCAUCUAUUUUGAGGGCAAUUUUUUCAUUUUGAGAAUUUAGACACAUUUCGUCUUUAACUAUUUUCCAUACAGUCUUAUUCUUAUU